AGAUCAGGGAAGGUGGGAGGGCAAGAAGGACAAAAUGUAGAAAGAAAGAGCACACAGACACAGACUUAACAAGUGAGUGACGUGUUUGGAACUGCACCGGGACCAGCCGGGAAGCACGAUGUCUCGGACAAACAGGAGCCACACGUUUGGAGCUUACGGAGGAGCUGAUAAAAGCUACGCCUUGACCAGAACCUUUUGGAAACAAGAUGGAAGGAUUUCUCGUUUUGCUGAUGAAGUAAACCAGUCACUGCCACACCCCCAAUCACCACUUCCUCUUCCCUCACUUUUAAAGACCUCAGACUUGUUUGCCAUGAUCGAGAGGAUGCAGGGUUGCAGAAUGGAUGAACAAAGAUGUUCCCUCCCGCCCCCCCUCAAAACAGAGGAGGACUACAUCCCUUAUCCCAGUGUUCAUGAGGUUCUGGGUCGCAGAAGUCCUUUUCCACUCAUCCUGCUGCCCCAGUUUGGAGGGUAUUGGAUCGAGGGGACCAAUCAUGAGCCUAAAGAGACACUUGAGGCUGAUCAACCCUCCUGUCCGCCGUCGCACAUCAAACUGGAGACCAACAGCACAGCUAAGAUCUACAGGAAGAAUUUUAUGGGCAAGGAACACUUUAAUUAUUACACCAUCGAUGCCGCAUUGGGACACUUGGUUUUGUCGGUGAAAUAUGAUGUCAUCGGGGACCAGGAGCACCUGCGCUUGAUGCUUCGGACAAAACUAAAAACUCACCAUGAUGUGAUUCCCAUUUCUUGCCUCACCGAGUUCCCCAACGUGGUGCAGAUGGCCAAGCUUGUCUGUGAAGAAGUAAACGUGGACAGGUUUUACCCCGUCCUGUACCCAAAGGCAUCCAGACUCAUCGUCACUUUUGAUGAACAUGUGAUCAGCAACAACUUCAAAUUUGGGGUCAUUUAUCAAAAGUUUGGCCAGACUUCAGAGGAAGAGCUCUUUGGGAACAUGGAAGAAAGUCCAGCGUUUGUGGAGUUCUUGGAGUUUUUGGGUCACAAAAUUGUGUUGCAUGACUUUAAAGGGUUUCGAGGCGGGCUGGAUGUCACUCACGGGCAGACGGGGACCGAAUCCAUCUACACAAAUUUUCACAAUAAGGAGAUUAUGUUCCACGUGUCCACCAAGCUGCCUUACACAGAGGGAGACUCACAGCAGCUGCAGAGGAAGAGACACAUAGGAAACGACAUCGUCGCCAUUGUGUUCCAGGAGGAGAACACACCGUUUGUACCUGACAUGAUCCAGUCAAACUUCCUGCAUGCUUACGUGGUGGUGCAAGUAGAGAACGCAUGUACGGUCAAUGUCACCUACAAGGUAUCUGUGACGGCACGAGAUGAUGUACCUUUCUUUGGACCUGCUCUGCCGGACCCCGCCAUCUUUAAAAAGGGCCAAGAGUUCCAUGAGUUCCUUUUCACGAAGCUCAUCAACGCAGAGUAUGCCUGCUACAAGGCUGAGAAGUUUGCCAAGCUGGAGGAGCGCACACGUUCGGCGCUGUUGGAGACUCUGUAUGAGGAGUUGCACAUCAACAGUCAGUCUAUGAUGGGACUGGGAGGAGACGAUGAUAAGCUGGAGAACGGGGGCGGAGGAGGAGGUGGAGGCUUCUUUGAAUCCUUUAAGCGGGUCAUCCGCAGCAGAAGCCAGUCUAUGGACGCCAUGGGCCUAAGUAACAAGAAGUCACACACAGUCUCCACUAGUCACAGUGGCAGCUUUACCCACAAUCCCGCAGAGAGCCCCAAAACCCCAGGGAUUUCGUUGCUUGUCUCAGGGAAAAGUCCCAGUAAAUUUGGACGGCGUGGCAGUGCCAUAGGGAUAGGAACAAUAGAAGAGUCACUGAUCAUUCCUGGGAAAAGCCCCACCAGGAAGAAGUCUGGACCCUUCAGCUCCCGUCGCAGCAGUGCCAUUGGCAUCGAGAACAUCCAGGAGGUCCAAGAGAGGAGUCGGGAAGUGUCUCCAAGCACCCAGAGGGCAUCGGACCUCAUGUCACAGGAAAACAAAUCAGACAACUCGUCCAGUCACAGCUCUCCAGAGUUUGCUACCACAAAGAACAGUUUGACUAUGUGUUGCAGAGCACCAUCCAUCCCCGAGGCUCAGGACCUUUCCCGCUCCUCCUCCAAUGCCAGCAGCUUUGCCAGCGUGGUGGAGGAACAGGAGAAUGAAGAGGAGUACGACACCGGACUGGAAAGUGUAUCUUCUGCUGCAACACCCAAGAGAGACUCUUUGGUGUUCAGCUCCUGGACAGAGGACAGUGCAUGCAGUGGAAGCCAGGGAAGUUUUCUGGCUUCUCGUCUUCAGCAGCAAUUUGACGGGGUGAAAGAAUCUGAGCCAAAAGUUACAGACAGGCGGAGCAGUGUAGAGCGCCCCCCACAGGAGCACAGGUUGUCAUCGCAUUCCCACAAGAGGCAUCCCUUAUGAGAAAAGAACCGAGGCUUUGAUCUCCACUUGACUCCAGCGCUGAUGCAGAAGAGGAGCAGAGUUGAUUGGCCUGCGUUUGUAUGUUUGUCCUGGAUGUCUGGAUUGGCAGUCAGUCAGCUCCAUGGAUGUAUUUUAUACCUGUCACUCUUAUCCUAACUUCAUGUGGACCACAAAAGGCAAAGAGAAGCGUCCUUCACAGCGUCACUUGCCAUCUUAUCAGGCAGCAUCACUGCCUGCUUAUUCUUCUCACCCGACUCUGAAGAUGUGGGUUUUUUAAUUGUAAACACUCAAAUCUUCUGUCUUCUUUUAAAGAAAAGUUUCAUCUUGGUCCUGAAAUUACAGUGAGAGAAAAUGGGAACUCUCAGAUCGUGGUUCAGUGUGUCCGUUCCGACAGGAAUCACACUAGAGAGAGAAAUUAUUUUUGUUGUCUCACGGCCCACUGUGAUAUUGUACUUGGGCUUAAGUCUAAUGUGUGGUGCCUGCUGGGCCACAGUUUGUGUUUUAUCGGUCCAUUCUCUUCUUCUGAGUAGUUUUGGUAGAUGUUUGUCAGCUUUUGUUACUGCUACAGUGAAAUUGUUGUGUUUUUGAUAGUUUGUCAGAUGUAACAGCCUUCAGUCACCUUUCUGAGAGGUGAGUGAAAAAUUAAACAUGUUUCUAUAGAAAAUGUCUUGAAGAGACACUCCAGAACAUUUCAACCUGGAACCUAUUUUUGGACAGUUUUGUUUGUUUCUUUUGGUUCGACUUUUCAGUCACGGAAAUCUAUAAUAACUGAUUCAGUAUUAAAUUAUAUCGCUAUCAGUCAUAAACAUGUUGCCAUGGGCGCGCACAUUUAUUUGAUUGCAUAUAUGCUGAUGUCAGAACAAACCAAGUUAUAAAAUUUUCUACUGAAAUACAUUCGGAGGUUCACCCAUUAAGUUCUCUGCGUAAUAGCACAUCUUUUGUAUCUGACAGAGCAUCAGUCUCAUUCUGUUUCAUAAGCACGGAGAGCAAGCAGCGUAAUGUUCUACCAUGGUGUUGGUUUUAAAAACAUUUCACACUCUUUCACUUAAAAUAUGCACAGUCUGUUUUUGACAGAUGGUGCAUGAUAUACCCUUCCUACAGACCAAACAAGUAGUGAUUUCCACAAAAAAAUAAGUAUUAUUCUCCUGCUUGUAGAGACAGCGCAGGUGCGUAGCCAGAGAAGUGAGGGGUCAAAAAAGCCACCCACAGUUCCAGAAUUCUCCUUUAAUGUUAAGGUUUGUGAACUCAAAAUCAUAUUAGUAGUUCAGUCAGAAUAAUUAUCUCCAACAUUGUUUAUCGCUGCUAUUAUGUUGACGUUGAAGGGUGGAGACUGGCCUGGCACCAUUCCUAAUACAAAUCCUAGAAGCAACACAGAAACCACUUCUUAUCACAGAGUUGGCAAAAUGUAAUUUAAAGUGUCUGGUAACAUUGAGAGGAUCCCUACAGAGGCAGACAUGUGCAUGUUUACCUCAGUAAAUGUAAAGAAACUAUUUAAAAUAACUAAUUAUACAGGCAGUGACUUACCUUAAGCCCACAAACAGUGCAUUAGUUUGGCCAAAACGGUCCACAAAUACACUACAUCAGAAUCAUUGUGGUUAAUCUUAUCCAUCAGAUGUUAAUCUUUGUAUCUGGUCCACUCACAAGACUUCCCUGUGACAAUACCAUGAUCUUAUCACAUAGUAGAGGACAAUUUAUCAUAAUUCAAUCAACAACGCACACAAUACCAUCAAGACUAUCGUGGUAUAGUACUGCAUAGAACUGAUGCAUUUGUAAAAAAAAAAAAAAAAAUGUAAUCCCAUCUUGACAUGAAUGCCCAAAAAUGUCUUC
Messenger RNA from Thalassophryne amazonica, 4234 nucleotides. RefSeq names its product rap1 GTPase-activating protein 1. Gene Ontology annotation, biological process: activation of GTPase activity; regulation of small GTPase mediated signal transduction. The record is from RefSeq and is a predicted model, not a curated record. Gene Ontology annotation, molecular function: GTPase activator activity. Lineage: Eukaryota; Metazoa; Chordata; Actinopteri; Batrachoidiformes; Batrachoididae. Gene Ontology annotation, cellular component: cytoplasm. The coding region runs from base 119 to 2407 and encodes 762 amino acids. The transcript has 25 exons.